GACCAAAUACAUAGUAUCAAUAAUGUCGAGUACCUUAAAGACCUAUGAUAUUGCCAUUGUUAUAGACUUUGGAACCACUGCUUCGGGUUUCAAGAUAUUGAACCUGAAUGGUCUUGAGCCUAAUCCUGAUUAUACAUAUGAUUAUGAUUCUGGGUCUGAUUCGAUUUUUUAUCACAAGUAUACACCUAAAGAUGAGAAGGAACCAUCAACGUUACAGUAUAGAAUUUUUUCAAAUAAAUAUUAUCAUGGAAGAGAGGCAGACUAUCAAUCAGUUGCGACAAGCUUCUUUGGAAAUUAUGCGAGCGAAAUUAAACUUUGGAUAGACGGUCCCGCCAAAAAAGAUCUUCCAGAAAUGCCAUACAAUACGACUCUAUUAAAACUCAUCUCUGACUAUCUAAGAGUAAUCCGUAAAGAUGCUCAUAAAUCAACACCCAAGAUGUUCCCCACAUGUACUGACAGUUCCCGAUACAGAUACUGUAUGGCAGCUCCAACUAUGUGGUCUGAAAAAUCCAAGAAUAUUAUGAGAGAAGCUGCUAUUAUAGCUGGCUUUAUCACAAAAUACGAUAAGCCAGAAAGACUAUUGAUUAUUGAUGAAGUUGUGGCAGCUGCUCUGUAUGCCGAACAUAUGUCUCCUGGAAUCAUACUGACUAAUGGUAGCCUUUAUAUGGUAUGCGAUGCUGGUGGUGGAACCGUAGAUCUUGCGACAUUUGAAAAAGACGAUUCACCGGGAAUGAACGGCUUAAAAGAAGUCACUGUAGGAGCCGGUAGUUCAUGUGGAUCCGUUUAUCUGGACUUUCGUUUUAAAGGCGUAUUACAAGGACAAGGCAAAGCGAUACACGCCCAAGACUAUAAAAUCACCGCAUUUGGAGAUUAUCUAAAGCCAUAUUUUGAUAUUACCGAUGCCAUGAAAGAAUGUCCUAUGCUUAACUCUCCAAAAACGACAUAUGAUUCGGUUGAUUUUGGUUCAAAUACCUUUGAUGGUAUACCGCUAGAUGAGAUUCGCAUAAAUGUGUUUGAUCCAGUAGUAACUCAAGUUCUAGAGAUGAUGAAGAAACAGUUUGCGCAGAUAGGAGACAGAAAUGUAGACGCCAUGUUCAUUACUGGAGGAUUCGGAAGGUCACCAUAUCUUCAAAGACGGAUCAAGGAUACUUUUGGUGACCGAAUCAAUGAGUUCAAGGUUAUUGGAAACGGACAUAUGGCUGUAAUAGAAGGAGCUGCUUUGUUUUGUGCGAGUCCACGCCCGAUUGCUCAGCGUAUCCUACGUCGUACAUAUGGUAUUAAAAUAUGCUCACCAGAUGACAGGUCUAAGAAAGACACCGAAUCUGAGAAAGACAAAUUCCAUGUGUAUAUCCGUAAAGGUGAACCAGUUAAAGAAGAUACUUGGGUUACCAAGUCAAUGAUUUGGAAACACAAUACACUUCCAAUUAUAUCUUUGUAUACAUACGAUGAUAAUGAUGAUGAUCAGAUUCCCGAGUUUCCUACUGCCAAAGAUAUUGAAUUGGUAGCCAUUUUUAACACCAGGUUUAAACUUGAUGCUAAAAAGGAUAAUCCAGAGACAAUGAUCAUGAAAAUCCGCUUUGGUCUGGACAAGAUUGAAGUCAAAGUGGAGAUUGCAGACAGAAACUUUGAAUACAUUACUGUGUGGGAUAUCAGUGGAGAAAAGAAUACUCGACUCUAUAGCGAACCAAACCCACCAUUUUCAGUCAUAAUGAAAAAGAUGUUUCUGAUUGAAUGGAUGGCAGAGUAUUUUCUUUGAAGACUUAUGGUCUAAUUAAUAUAUUCUACCUCUUUAGUCUAUC
Molecule: messenger RNA, 1799 nt
Organism: Phycomyces blakesleeanus NRRL 1555(-)
Lineage: Eukaryota; Fungi; Mucoromycota; Mucoromycetes; Mucorales; Phycomycetaceae
Exons: 6
Coding region: 23-1756 (577 amino acids)
Source: RefSeq, a predicted model, not a curated record